Molecule: messenger RNA, 1383 nt
Organism: Funneliformis mosseae
Lineage: Eukaryota; Fungi; Glomeromycota; Glomeromycetes; Glomerales; Glomeraceae
Source: the annotation of a GenBank genome assembly
AUGCAGAGUAAAACAUUCAUAACACUGACGUUUCUGAUUUUAACCAUUGUUUCAUCGGUUCAUGCUUGGGUUACCGUAGGUUUAUCCUAUGAAAUAUGCGAAAUCACUUUUACCGAUGAUGUAAUCCACAUCAACGAGCACGACGCUCAUUUUUAUACAAAUUCUACAAAGGUCAAGAAAAUAACAUCCCAUAAUCAAACCUCAAAUGGGUUUUUACUCAAUGUCACUAUGUACGGGUGUCAAAAAAAUUGUGGUUGGUCAUUUGACCUAAAAGUAGAUAAUUCUACAAAGACAGUGACAGUUACGCCAGUUGCUAGUAAACAGCUUCCUUAUACCUGUGCGAACGACAAAACCACGUGGUCCGUUGAUCUAAACACCAAAGUUUUGAGUGUUGGAAGUACUCCUAAUCCAGAUUAUACUUUUUCCUUUAACCUUGCUAUGCAUUAUUGUAAAAAUAAUUACAACAUAGACAACAACACCGCAAUAACUGGCAAAGAUGUUAAAAAUAGUUAUAAUUGUCUCCGCUUUUAUUCUGAUAAAAUGUAUGAUCCUACAACUUUCUUUAAUUUUGAAAAUGAUGGGUCUCGAUGGCCAUUGCAGGAACAAAAACCUGCUGCUUUAUCUAUGGCUGCAACAGUUGAUAAUGCUUUUACCUUUUAUCAGAACCACUACCUAGGAAUUCAAUAUUCACUUAAUAACAUUUCUGAAAAUAUCAUUAAUCACCUAACUGAUUUUUCUCCAUAUUAUAAUCAUGCACCGGAUAACUCGAUUUCUUAUGAUCUUUCUGGCACACUACAGAACAAUCUUUAUCAACCAACUUUUCUUGAUAAAAAUGGAGCCUCAUUAGAACGAACUGUAUCAACAACAGAUUUUUACCAUAAAGUGCCUUUUGAUGCCACUGGUACAAUGAAAAAUGCUUUUAAAAAUUUUGAUCAAGAUAAAGAUUCUUAUUUGAAAAGUAUUAUUGGUAAAUUACCCAAUAUGGUUAAUGGAGAUAUUGGUGUAUUCACACCUUCAUCUUAUUGGCUUGCAGCACCUAUAUAUCAGCCCAUUGAAUUAGUUCAUUUUAGUAGUCCAGAUGUUAGGAACUUUGCACAACCUACUCUUAAUGCAGCAGUAGCAAGCAAUAUCCUCAAUCAUUAUGGCUUUACCUAUUGCAACCACGUAAAUCAAGAUAUCUGUGGUCAAUGCUGCUUGGCACAAGCUUAUGUUGAUUUAAACGGGGGGUAUACUUGCCUUGUACGUGGUAGAUUUGACUGUGAUCAUCUAGUACAUUACAACAAAUGUGUAUUCGGUGGUGUUAAUUAUAAAUCCGAUGUCAUGGAAGCAAUUGAGAAAUUUUUGGUGCCUGCUGCGCUGCAGCAGGUUACUAGAAUAGAUUAA